UAUUCUUGGUCCCCUUCCCAGAUUUAGCACCCUCUAUAUAUAUCCGACCAAUAAUCUACACCUUACCACAUCAAUUCAUUGCACUAAUUAAACUUUUUAAUUAUUGCAAGCUAAGUUCCGACUCAUCUUCAAAAGCUGAGAAAAUGGCUCAACUCCAGAAGUACGGACCAUAUGGUAAUAAGGAGGCCGAAGAAAACUUUUCCAUUCAACUUGAAGAUGAUCAAGAGAUAAGAGAAAUAAUAAUAAGGCAUGGAUUGAUUGUGGAUGCAAUUGGGUUCACCAUUACUGGUCAAGGAACCAGCAUAUAUGGCGGCAAAGGCGGAAAUGAAUCCAAGGUUGUGCUCAAAUUAGGUGAAUUCGUAACUGGAAUCAGUGGACAAUCUGGAGAUACGAAUAAGAUAUCCAAAUUGAGGAUCCAUACUAGUUUGAAUAAGCGUGGAUAUGGUCCAUUUGGCUUCAAACAAUUAACCAAAAGUGUAUGCAACUUUUCAUCUCCAAUUGAAAAAGGCAGCAAUCUUGUUGGGUUCUUUGGAAGUGCACUUGAUUGCAAUCUUGUUUCCCUUGGAGUCUAUGUUGAAAAGGAGAGUCAGAGUGUGAAGAAUUACGGGCCUUACGGCCAUCAAACUGGCCAACCAUGGACUAUAAUGCUUGAACCAACUGAGAAUUUAAGAGAAAUAAUCAUAAACACUGGCGCAGUUGUUGAUUCUAUCACAUUCAUCACUACAAACAAUCAACGGAAGUUUGGCGGCGAUGGUGGAAAUGCUGAACACAAGAUUAAACUCAAAUAUGACGAGUAUAUAACAAAUAUAAGUGGUUCAAUUGGAAAAUGGCACCAAAAUGUUGACGUGACCAAGUUAAUGAUACAUACUAAUUUUAAUCAAGACGGUUAUGGACCUUAUGGAGGAGGUCCGCACACGGCGUAUUUGUCUAAUUUUCGCUCACAAGUACCAUCAGCUGGUCGUGUUGUUGGAUUUUUUGGAACACUGCACAACAACUAUGUUCAGUCCAUUGGGCUCUAUGUGAACGAGUAAUUGAUCAGGAUUGCUAAUGCUCUUAACGUACUUCUUGUGUAUGGAUGACGUUCAAGUCUUUGGCUACCUUAAUUUUCAUCAUCUCAUGUAACUUGUCUAAUUAAUAUGGUUAUGUGCGCGCCUUGGAACGUAUUUUGUUUCUAAUUAAUAAUAAGACACGUAUCGUCACUCGUUAGUAUCUUGUACGGAGUAUACUACAAAGUGGCCUCUCCCCUGAAGAAUGGUUUCUAAUCUUCUUUCAUAUAUCAUUGGUGAUUACACUGUAAUAAAGUAGCCUUUUAUGUAAGCAAUGUGGGAGUAUUCUCACAAAGGCAUUAUUCACUGUUUUGCUAUAUAUAUAUAUAUAUAUUAUUCCUUAUAUAACAGUA
This is a messenger RNA of Spinacia oleracea (spinach), 1399 nucleotides long. RefSeq names its product mannose/glucose-specific lectin. The transcript is spliced from 6 exons. The record is from RefSeq and is a predicted model, not a curated record. The coding region runs from base 144 to 1031 and encodes 295 amino acids. NCBI's taxonomy places the organism in Eukaryota, Viridiplantae, Streptophyta, Magnoliopsida, Caryophyllales, Amaranthaceae.